This is a messenger RNA of Perognathus longimembris pacificus (Pacific pocket mouse), 1910 nucleotides long. It is a transcript of the gene Mdm2, whose product is annotated as MDM2 proto-oncogene. The transcript has 11 exons. The coding region runs from base 382 to 1845 and encodes 487 amino acids. Gene Ontology annotation, molecular function: ubiquitin protein ligase activity; identical protein binding. NCBI's taxonomy places the organism in Eukaryota, Metazoa, Chordata, Mammalia, Rodentia, Heteromyidae. Gene Ontology annotation, cellular component: nucleus. The record is from RefSeq and is a predicted model, not a curated record. Gene Ontology annotation, biological process: regulation of cell cycle; negative regulation of apoptotic process.
GAAGCGGCGCGCGCCGCGGACUUCGGAUCCGUUGGCGAGGUCUGGACGGCUGUGUUCGUUCCCUGAAGAUGGAGCCGUAAGCCGAGCCUGAGGGGUAAAUCCUGACCCCUCUGGCCGCCGCCCUGUCGCUUUCGCCGUCAGGAGCCACCUUUCUCGUCAGACUUAAAAGCGUUCGAGUGGCCUGAAUCUCUGAGCAAAAUGGUCGCCAAGUCCCUGGGCGUUGGGCUUCCGCAGGCCCAGUGAAGAGAACCGAAGCUCCUUGAAGGACUGCUCACGGUCCCCAACCCUCUGCUCCUUGAAGGAUUCCCCGCACCCUCACCCCCUGCACUCAAAGCCGAGACACCCGCAACGGGAGGAGCAGGUACGGAGUGCAAUACCAACAUGUCCGUGUCCACUGAUGUUGUUGUAAGCACCUCGCAUCUUCCAGAUUCGGAACAAGAGACCCAGGUUAGACCAAAGCCAUUGCUUUUGAAGUUGUUAAAGUCUGUUGGUGCACAAAAAGACACCUACACUAUGAAAGAGGUCAUUUUUUAUCUUGGCCAAUAUAUUAUGACGAAAAGAUUAUAUGAUGAGAAACAACAACACAUUGUAUAUUGCUCAAAUGAUCUCCUGGGAGAUUUGUUUGGAGUGCCAAGUUUCUCUGUGAAAGAGCACAGGAAAAUAUAUACAAUGAUCUACAGAAAUUUGAUAGUAGUCAAUCAGCAGGAAACAUCAGAAUCUGUCACAUCUAUGAAUGAGAACAGAUGCUAUCUUGAGAGUGGGAAUGAUCAGAAGGGUCCUGGGCAAGAGCUGCAGGAAGAGAAGCCUUCAUCUUCACAUUUGGUUUCUAGAUCAUCUACCUCAUCUAGAAGGAGAGCAAUUAGUGAGACAGAGGAAAACUCAGAUGAAUUAUCUACUGAACAACAAAGGAAGCGCCACAAAUCUGAUAGUAUUUCCCUUUCCUUUGAUGAAAGCCUGGAUAUGUGUGCAAUAAGGCACAUGUGUCGUGAAAGAAGCAGUAGCAGUGAAUCAACAGAGACUCCCUCAAAUCCAGAUCUUGAUGAUGGUGUCAGUGAACAUUCAGGUGAUUGGUUGGAUCAGGAUUCAGUUGCUGAUUCUGAUCAGUUCAGUGUAGAAUUUGAAGUUGAAUCUCUUGAUUCAGAAGAUUAUAGCCUUAGUGAAGAAGGACAAGAACUCUCAGAUGAAGAUGAUGAGGUAUAUCGAGUUACUGUGUAUCAGACAGGGGAAAGUGAUACAGAUUCAUUUGAAGAAGAUCCUGAAAUUUCUGUAGCUGACUAUUGGAAGUGUACUUCGUGCAAUGAAAUGAAUCCUCCCCUUCCGUCACAUUGCAACAGAUGUUGGGCCCUUCGUGAGAAUUGGCUUCCAGAAGAUAAAGGGAAAGAUAAAAAGGAAAUCUAUGAGAAAGCCAAACUAGAAAAUUCAGCUCAGGCAGAAGAGGGCUUAGACGUGCCUGAUGGUAAAAAAAUGAUGGUGAGUGAGUCCAAAGAGUCAUGUGUUGAGGAAAAUGAGGAUGAACUCAUGCAAGCUUCCCAAUCACAAGAAAGUGAGGACUAUUCUCAACCAUCGACUUCCAGCACCAUUAUCAAUAAUAGCCAAGAAGACGUCAAAGACACUGAGAAAGAAGAAACACAAGAUGAAGAAAGUAUGAAAUCUAGCUUUUCUCUUAAUGCCAUUGAACCAUGUGUAAUUUGCCAAGGUCGACCUAAAAAUGGGUGUAUUGUUCAUGGUAAAACAGGACACCUUAUGUCAUGUUUCACGUGUGCAAAGAAGUUAAAGAAAAGGAAUAAGCCCUGCCCAGUAUGUAGACAACCAAUUCAAAUGAUUGUGCUAACUUAUUUCAGCUAGCUGAUUCGUUCCUCAAAAUGGAAUUAUAUAUUGUUAACUUAUAUAGCCCUAAAAAUAUAUAAACA